AUGUCAAGUUUACAGUUCACAUACAGAGCGACGCCUUCUCCCUGCCGGCCAACGGAGCGCUAUACUCAGCACACCUGCGACUGGUGUUGGUCGCACGGCAGCAGAGCACUGUUACGGAGUACAGCUAAUACAUUAUUAUUUCAUUACAUCUGGUGGCUAGCUGGGUGGUACUGUCACAGCUGCGCGUAUAGGACCGAGCGCGAAGCGGCUAGAUGGAUG
Messenger RNA from Dicrocoelium dendriticum, 219 nucleotides. Lineage: Eukaryota; Metazoa; Platyhelminthes; Trematoda; Plagiorchiida; Dicrocoeliidae. The record is from the annotation of a GenBank genome assembly.